CAACAUCUGUCACGUGACGACGCCGUUGUCUACGUGACGUGACACAGAAGUGUUAGCUUGACAACUUUCAUUUUGUCCUUAAGGGCUGUGAUAGGACGCCCAGAGAGAAUGGAAGGGUUUCCUCUGACUUUUACAGAGGCAGUGUGCCUUGGUGCCAGCUUGAGCCUCUCUGGAGUCUUUUACUGUCUAUACAAAAGAAGUAGAUUAACGGUUAAGAAACUUGAAAAUGCUCCACACAUUAGUAUAGAUGGAAAACUCAAAGACCUUUUGAAAGUUACUCCUGGAGGCUGCUUACAGUAUGCUGUGGUUGAAGGUACGGUAAAACCAGUGGAUGAGCCUCUAACAAGCCAUUUCAACAAAGACAUUUCUGGUGUGUUGCAAAAAUUUACAAUUAAAGAGCACAGGCUGAUAUGGAGCAGCAUUUCCCGCACAUGGAUGGACUCAGAACGCAUCUUACAUCAAAGAGUGAAUAUGGUGCCUUUUGCUUUGUUUGGAUUAGACAAGGCUGCAGUCAAAGUUCAGUCUCCUCUGCAAGCAGAUGGAAUAUACACAGAGGUCAUCAAUGAGAAAUUUCACCAGCCCACUCUUAGUUUUGGAGAGCUUGUAGGAGUUUACUUCAGUGGAGAAAAGCCUAAAGGAGUCCUGGAGAUUGAAGAAAUGCUUAAGGUGGGUACGACUCUUACCGGCGUCGGCGAGUUGACCCUAGACACAGACGGCACCGUGACUCUUCGUCCCCCCUCUGAUAAUUCUCCAUAUUUCUUGAGCUUGACAGACUUUGAAAACCUGCGAAAUGAAACUUGCAACAUAGCUGUUUUUUGGAAGGUGCUAGUUGUUGUCUCGGCUUUGGCCGGGACAGCAGUGCUCUUCUGGGCCGGCCUACGAUUCUACCGCACCUUUAAGGAUCGCUGGGAGCAGGACGCAGCAUCCAGGGAGUUUGCCCGUCAGCAAGCUGAAGCCGCAAGACUGCGUGCCGAAAGAGCAAAUGCAGAAGGUUCUGAAGAGGAAGACAACAAUCAAAUGGGGAAUGUCUGUGUGAUCUGUCUCAGUGAACCAAGGGACUGCAUCCUGUUGGACUGUGCACACGUAUGCUGCUGCUUCACCUGCUACCAGGCCCUCCCACAAAGAACGUGCCCCAUCUGUCGGCAGAACAUUGCCCGGGUUCUGCCGUUUUAUCAGCCUUAAGGCGCCUGUGUGACCAUAUACCUUCAGGGCACUAAGGCUCUACAAUAAAUCUGAAAUAAAAAAGACUUUGGAAACGGUUUUUCACUAAGCGAGGUACAAUGUUAAACGGUCACAAGAAAAAAGAAAAGUGUAUGAUAUGUGCAUUUUCUUGUAAUAGAGAGUUUUAUUUUUGGUAAAUGUGCCUUAUGAGAAAAAAAAACACAAGGCUGCUGCUUUAUCAGUGAGAGAACUGUAUUAUGUAUGUUUGCUCAAAAAGGUUUGGUAUUAGUCUUAUUAAAGAGAAAAAGGCUUUA
This is a messenger RNA of Xiphophorus maculatus (southern platyfish), 1475 nucleotides long. RefSeq names its product mitochondrial ubiquitin ligase activator of nfkb 1-A-like (gene mul2). The record is from RefSeq and is a predicted model, not a curated record. Gene Ontology annotation, biological process: protein ubiquitination; organelle organization. The transcript has 6 exons. Bases 109 to 1182 code for a protein of 357 amino acids. Gene Ontology annotation, molecular function: ubiquitin-protein transferase activity. NCBI's taxonomy places the organism in Eukaryota, Metazoa, Chordata, Actinopteri, Cyprinodontiformes, Poeciliidae.